AUGCCUCCCCAACAUGUGGAAAUUGCAGAGACAAUCGCCGCGCUGAAAAGAACUCUACGGCGCGAAAGAGAUGGUCCGACGGAUCAGUUUACCCCCGCUGCCACAAAUAGAGGCCAUAAACUAGCCCGUGGAGCAAACUAUAUUCACGCUGGUGCUCUGCCCUAUCCGCACGGGAUAGAAGGCCAUAAACAAAAAAUAGAACAUGCUGGCUACACGCGAUACAUCCUUCAACGCAACCCGAGAAGAUACAACGAGUUUGGCGACGAACUGGAAGAUAGCGAAAGUGACGCCGAGGCAGAUGCAGAUGCGGAAGACGAGAACGCAUACGCCGGCAUCCGACUUGAAGAGCUGUUAUGCCCCUUGAAACAUCCCUCUGAGCUUUCGAAUCACCCUACGCUAUCUUUACCCUUUACCGACCGUGCCCUUCCUGAUAUGAUCAAAUCCACCGAAGGGAAACUGCGUCAAGAGAGAGCCAACCUCUGGCGUGCCAAAAAUCUGAACAGACAAUUCAUGGGAGAUGAGCCGUGGAUGCCCCUCGAGAGUACUGAAGGUGCAGAUGAUUGGGAUCUCUUUGAACCCAAACCCAAAUUGUCCACACAGCAAGCGGGAAAGAAGAGGAAGCGCGGCUUCGAGAACGAGGCCUCUCAGAACGGGGUCAAUGGGCACAACUACACGAAUGGUGGAAAGGACGAGAAUGCGUCCAAUCCUGGAGCCAGUGCGUCAGAGACCAGUCUGAACACGAAUGACAGGAAUCAAGCUGGAAAGGCCGCCAGCAAGUCCCGGCAGCAUCCUGAGAUGGCAGUCCAGCAACGCGCCAAAGAAGGAGCUGGUGGUGAAACCGAGCGUCCAAAGACGAAUGGAAUACAUAAAAGAGAAGAUGAACCAGCUUUAAAAGACGACACCACUGGGAUCACAGAGAUUGACGCGGAGGAUGCACCAGAUGCGUCCACAAAUGAGGCAGUGGAUGGCCAGGAGCAACAACAGGCGCAGGAAGAUGAAGCAGUGUCCGAAGAUGAGAGUCACCCGAAACCCACGCGAAGAAUUACUCGAGCCCUGGCCGCCGAGCACAACAGCUCGACCGCACCGACCCCUCCUCUCUCACCGGAGUCGACGGUUUCCACCAUUGACUCAUACCUCCUUCAACCCGACCCGUUAUUCCUCCUUCCUCCCGUCCUCGCAGCUAACCACCGGCCACCACGAAGCCUGGCGCGCCUAGGCCUUCCGGUCGACGAACUAAUGGAGACCCGCCGUCUUCUAAUGAUGUAUAUCCAAAAGCAAGAGGAGAGCGUGCGCGGCUAUGAGGCCGUGUUGGGGAAACUCAUCAAAGCGAAACGGAUGCGCGACAAAGUCUGGAACUGGUGCAGGACCGAGGGCCACGUGGGCGAGUGGUCCGACGGAGAGGACUGGAUCGAUGCCGAGGCAUGGGGACUGCAGCCAGAGGAGCUCCGGAAAGGCAAGGACGAAGAAGUCGAUGAGGCGCAGGAGGACACGGGACGCAAGGGCAAGAGGAGGCGACGAGAUUAG
Messenger RNA from Cladophialophora immunda, 1524 nucleotides. RefSeq lists its product as uncharacterized. The transcript has 4 exons. NCBI's taxonomy places the organism in Eukaryota, Fungi, Ascomycota, Eurotiomycetes, Chaetothyriales, Herpotrichiellaceae. Gene Ontology annotation, biological process: negative regulation of silent mating-type cassette heterochromatin formation; negative regulation of rDNA heterochromatin formation. Bases 1 to 1524 code for a protein of 507 amino acids. Gene Ontology annotation, cellular component: Rpd3L complex; cytosol. The record is from RefSeq and is a predicted model, not a curated record.